This is a messenger RNA of Lottia gigantea (owl limpet), 315 nucleotides long. RefSeq lists its product as hypothetical. The transcript is spliced from 3 exons. Lineage: Eukaryota; Metazoa; Mollusca; Gastropoda; Lottiidae. The record is from RefSeq and is a predicted model, not a curated record. The annotation marks the transcript as partial.
UUUUCCGUGAAUCGAGGAGAAGCGUUGUUAAAGAAAUGGAAUAGUAUACCAGAUAAUGUUGAUAUUUUAAUGACACAUACUCCACCUUUAGGUUUGUAUAAGUUUAACCUUUAUUACAGUCAUCAUGUUGGUUGUGUUGAUCUAUUGAACACAAUACAACGAAGAGUACAACCUCAAUAUCAUAUUUAUGGUCACAUACACGAAGGAUAUGGUAUUAGAAGUGAUGGAACCACGACAUUUAUUAAUUGUGCAGCGUGUACAAGACAUUAUAGACCCGAUAAUUUGCCAGUUGUAUUUGAUUAUCCUAUACCAAAA